CGUCUCUCUCUGCCUCCUGUAGUCUCUAGCAUAAUCUAAUGUAAUCUAAUGUAAUCUAAUCUAAUCUCUGGGUUCAUUUUAACAUUUUUAAUUAUGGUUACAUUUGUAAAGGUUUCUCUUUAUUUAAAGCAGGAAUGUAUGUAGCGCGUUUUGGUUGAUUUGUCCCUCGUCAAACACCGUCGGUGCUGUUCCACGCUUUUGCAAAGACUUUCACGCGUUUACAUAUCAUUAAUUAAUGGAUUUCGAUCGCGACUAAAGUAUGUGAGAUGUCUGUCUUGCGCAGAGCCAAAACGUGGGAAAUCUCUGAAUCUGAGGACAGCGACGCCGAAACGAAACCCGGUUUAAACCCCGAGGACGGCAGUCAAACAGCAGCAGUCAGCACAGACAGCCGGGAGCAGAGUUCAGACAGCUCUUCGGCAACAAAGAGGGAGUCCAGCGCUUUGGCCCCUCCGCGACCAGGCGGAUCCGGUACACCGAGUCCUGCGAGGAAACGUCGCAGUAAGGAGGAGAUAGAAGCAGACAGGCGGAAAGCCAAGGAGAGGAAGGAGGCGAGAGAGAGACAGAGAGCCGCCAGAGCCCAGGAGAAGGAGGAGAGGAGACAGGAGCAGCAGAGGAGGAGAGAAGCGGCCCAGAACCUUAAGAGUCUCCGGCCGGAAAACUGCCUCAAGUCCCUCACUGUCUGCAUACACCCAGCGCUUCUGCAAAAGGAUGGCUCAGACAUCUUGCUGGACACUCUGGCUUCCUUUGACUGGAAGUUCAGCAUCGAGAGUCAGCAGCUCGUUGGCAGCGUCACCUGGACCCGAGAUUUACCUCAGCAGGGAGAUGGCGGCACUCUCUCAGUGGAGGAGGAGCAGGUGCUUCUGGUCCUGAGUCUGGCUGAUUUCAUGGACAUAGUGAUCUCUGUGAAAAGAAUUGACAGUGACGGGGUGGAGACAGGGGUGGGGUCUUUCUGGAGUCCACUUUUGGAGUGUCUCAACCGUGAUGUCAAGAAGGUGGUCACUUUGUUAGUGACAGACUCUGAGCCAGAUUACAGGUUAAAUACCUGUGGUGUGCAUUUACUAGAUGAGCCACUGCAAUCCAAACUGGGGAUGGAUCAUUUGGACAUCGAGGAGGUUCUUGUGUAUCUACAGCUCUACAAAAAUAUGUCCGUGGUCUUCCUGGAUGGCUGGGGGGAGAUCACUGACCAUGUUUGUGCUGUCACCAAAGCUUUGUCAAAACGCCCUUUUAAACUCCUGACAGAGGGGGCAGAGCUGCCCUUUUGUGUGGACGGCUCAUGGGCCAGUGGGGUUCGGGUAGAGAAGGAUGGCUCAGGCCUGAUUCAGGUCUGGGGCAAGCAGAUCCAGCAGCUGAACAGAGUUAGCCCUGCUGUAGCCUCUGCUGUGACUGCAUCCUAUCCAUCUCCUCAGCUGCUGCUGCAGGCUUACAAGAGCUUGGGGUCGGAGGAGGAGAGAAAAGGGCUGCUUGCUGGCCUCUCUGUGAAAAGCGGAGGCAAAGAGAGACGCAUUGGCCCGGAGAUGUCAGCCAGAGUCUACCGCUGCUUCACAGCCCACAAUCCCCAGCUGGUCCUGGACUAAUCUGAGAACAAGAUGAAUGGGCGAUGUCAGCGAGGUCGAAUCUGGUUUCUAAUAACACUUUGUCACCACUUGGCUGCUAAUAUGUUGAUGUUGAUGUUUACAAGUUAAAAAUAUGCCUUGGAUAUCAUAUUUACUUUCCACUAAAGCACUUUGUAUACUCAUCUGAACUCCAACAGAUGGAAUGAAUAGAAAAUAUUAGCAGAAUAUAAUCUGGAAUAUAGGGAAUAAUGUGAAGACUAUUUUUUACUACAGUUUAUGUAUAAAUGGGAGGUGUGUAAACUGUAUAAAUGUGCAAAUGUAUGAAUGUUGGAUAAAAAUAAGCUGAAGCAGAA
Archocentrus centrarchus (flier cichlid) is the source of this 1906-nucleotide messenger RNA. RefSeq names its product essential meiotic structure-specific endonuclease subunit 2 (gene eme2). Gene Ontology annotation, biological process: double-strand break repair; replication fork processing; mitotic intra-S DNA damage checkpoint signaling. The record is from RefSeq and is a predicted model, not a curated record. NCBI's taxonomy places the organism in Eukaryota, Metazoa, Chordata, Actinopteri, Cichliformes, Cichlidae. The coding region runs from base 267 to 1574 and encodes 435 amino acids. Gene Ontology annotation, cellular component: Holliday junction resolvase complex; nucleus. The transcript has 8 exons. Gene Ontology annotation, molecular function: crossover junction DNA endonuclease activity; DNA binding.